GGAUCAAUACUCAUUACCAAAGAGCUACUUCCUAAAUCCUCUUCACCAUUCAUUUCAGUGAGGUGAACCUUUUUGUUUGUUGUUGACACGGGAAUUGGAUUUCUGCUUCUGGUGUUUAAAAAUUGUAAUAACGCAAACAUUGUGACUUACGCAUGACCUGUGAAGGCCAACGUAAACGUAUGUUCAGUUUCCUAUUUAAAAUUCCUUCAACUCAAAAUGCUAACCCCUCGCUUCAAGUUAGCCCAAGACGAGAACCGCGUGUAUAUAACCGUGCACGCACCGUAUACAAACAUCGGCGAAACUGAGAUCGACGUUGAUGGUGAGAAUGUUUUGUUUGUCUCCGCUCCUUACUUUUUAAGACUCCGUUUGCCAGGACGGAUAGUUGAGAAUGAUCUCUCGAAGGGUUCCUAUUGCUGCGAUUCGGGGGAUUUCAAACUUGUGUUUGAAAAAGAAACUCCUGGGGAACACUUCGAAAAUCUCGAUAUGAUAACCAGUUUGCUGGCACCGCGAGACAUACCAGAUAUUAACCCCAAUUUGGUAGAAAUGCUUGAGGAGGACGGGGUUACAAUUGAGCAAGAGGACAGCGAGGAUGAUGAUGGUGAUGAUGCUAUUUUAGGGUGCCAAUACCCUUUUGGAUUCGCAAACAGUAUAUUAACAGAGUUCAAAGAGAUUGGUACUGAAUUUCCACAGAUAUUUGAACUGAGAGUACCCGAACUUGUGCCUGUGAAUAAACGUAACACCUUGAGAGAGCAGUAUGAAGAGCAUAAGUUCUCCUCAGAUCAUUAUUUGGCCGAUUACUUUGACAAGGAACUCUUGGCACCAUAUUUAAAUGCAACAAUGGCAUGGGUCAGUCCAGACUUUGAUCAAAACAUUGAUUUUACAGAAGAAGAAGUCAGUAUCUUGAAGGAAUUACCUAAUAAGCAUUAUAUAUUAACCAAAGCAAAAUGCGGUCAAGUUUUUUAUGGGCUUAUAGAUAUAUUGUUUGGAUAUUGCUAUGACAAAAGAACAACUUUAAAUGACAGUAAUGUAGAAUCCAGUUGGACAAUCAAUAAGUUAUCAGCAACAUUAAGCUGGUUCUGCGUCUUCAAUGACAUGAAGGAGGUACUCAUUGCAUGUUAUCGAAGGGCUCUUUCAUAUCCAAUAUUUCGCAACUUUGAUCUUUGCAACAAAAUAAAGAAUGAUCUUGCAUCGCUUCUAAGGAAAGGAAAGAAGUUUGUCAUUAAAUGUGUUAUAAGUAUCUACCAAAUGUUCAAUUUGAGUAACGAUGCGCGGUACAUUCUAAACCAGCUAUACAUUAAGGAUUACUUGAUAUUCCUGCAAAAGUGUAGGGCAGAAAAGUUUGAAGAACUGGGCAAUAAUAUUGCUAACAUUAACAUAACAAAGAAUGAUCUCUCACUAGAGAUAGUGGAAUUAGAGGUUGCUGCAGUAAUGGUACAACAGGAAGAGAGUCAGAUUAUGGAAAAUGAAAUGGCUGUUCAAAUGGCUUCAAUGUCUUUGUUACCGGGAUUAAAGAAAUUAAGCGAUUUCAUUAUUGAUGAUGACAGUGAUAGUUCUGAUUCAAGCUCAAGUGAUUCAAGCAGCGACUCAUCUGAUGAUACUUCUGAUUUAGAUUCAGAUGAUGAACCAUCUUGACAGUUCCUAAUGAAUUUGACUGGAAUGGGAAUCUAAUAAAUUCAGUAGAUGGAAUAUCUAUGGAUAGACAAAGUGUGAACACUGAGUGGAACUCAAGGGACUGACAAUUAUCUAGAUAAUAGAGUUAUCGUUUUGAGGAGAAUAGAAUAAGAUGAUAGUGAUAAUAAUCUGAAGUCAUAGUAUGCAAAUGCACAUAAUAUAGUAGUAAUGUUUACUCUUGUGUAAUCACUUGUACAACGGUUACAUUGUUAGCAGUAAGAACCUUUUAAGCGACAUGCAAAGCUUCCUGUUGAAAAUACCUAAAUAUACUAUGAAAAGUAUCAGUUAAGGUAAAAUUAAAGUGAUUGUAAAACACAAAGAUGUAGGUGUAGUAAUAUGCAAAAGUGUGCACAGAAAACAUUUUAACACAGCAAGAUUAGGGAUUGUGUUAAACAGAAGUUUCAAUAAUUAAUGUUAAAAAUGAUGAUUUAUGAUCAAUCAUUCCUGCAUGUUAAUUUUUAAUAAUGCUGUAUUUGUAUGGUAAGCAACACUCAUUAAAUAUUGCAAUUGCAAUGUGAUACCUGGGUAAAUAUUUUGUAAAACUAUAUUUAAUCAAAUUUUUGAAAUGACAAUCUGAUUUUUGCCUUAUUUUAUAUCUAUUGAUAGCCUAUACCAGUCCACUGCUGGACUAAAGGCCUCUCCACAGGGGAGGGUUUACUCAUAAUAACCACAAUGGGCAGAAGGAUUGGUGAUUGCAGUAGAUAGACCAUAGCACAGCAGAUGCUGCUGGCUGUUCUGUUAUAAUCCCUUAGUUACCUCACAUGACACCCACAAGUAGAGUGGGGUAUUUGAUAUUACCAAAAAUAACUUCUUGACCAGUGAAGGUCAGUACUCAAUCAUCCCUGCCCAUUAAUAAAUUUAUUAUAAUGUAAUAUCUUUAAACAAGCAAUUCUUGUAUAUAUAUAAUUUGAAUCUCUAAAUUGGCUCCAACGAUUUUCAUAAAAUGUAGUAUACAUCGAUCGAUCGAUAAAUCGGUCUAGCGAGGAUUCAUUUAUAUUGGAAUCUCGGGAAAGAACAGCAAAAGAUAUCCUUUUUGAGAGAUAUUCUGAUACGUCCGAUGCGUGAACGGUAAACGUUACGCCAAACGACGGAAGUAU
Messenger RNA from Pararge aegeria (speckled wood butterfly), 2768 nucleotides. Its product is annotated as protein SHQ1 homolog. Bases 217 to 1632 code for a protein of 471 amino acids. NCBI's taxonomy places the organism in Eukaryota, Metazoa, Arthropoda, Insecta, Lepidoptera, Nymphalidae. Gene Ontology annotation, biological process: box H/ACA snoRNP assembly. The record is from RefSeq and is a predicted model, not a curated record. Gene Ontology annotation, cellular component: cytoplasm; nucleoplasm. The transcript has a single exon.